Messenger RNA from Lithohypha guttulata, 984 nucleotides. RefSeq lists its product as uncharacterized. NCBI's taxonomy places the organism in Eukaryota, Fungi, Ascomycota, Eurotiomycetes, Chaetothyriales, Trichomeriaceae. The transcript has a single exon. Gene Ontology annotation, biological process: mitochondrion organization. Gene Ontology annotation, cellular component: SAM complex; cytoplasm. Bases 1 to 984 code for a protein of 327 amino acids. The record is from RefSeq and is a predicted model, not a curated record.
AUGCACGACCCAUCGAACCAAAGAGUCGGGAACGUUCAAGGUCGGGCUAUGAACGUCAAUGGCUCUCAUAGUCAAGGACAAGCAAGACAUCAGCCUGAAAGAGUCAUAAAAUCCCCUCAAUGGUUCAGUCUUCCUCCGGCUAUUCGCCAGCUCUUCUCAUUGUUCCCUUUGAUCACCUACGAUGAGAACGAACUACCACAGAGAGUUCCAAAUUCGAGACACCAUCAUACACUCCACAUCUUCACGAUCAACGGUCAUGAGCUGUCGCCAAAUCCUGCCUGCUUGAAAUGGCAGGCGUACCUAUUGGCUAAAAGAAUUCCGUUUACGGUCGUGUCUGCGAACAACCAUGCCUCUCCGUCUGGCGCCUUACCUUUCCUGCUACCUGCGCAGAAAUCGAAGAAGGAGCCACAACCACAAGCCAUACCCUCGUCGAAAAUUCAGAGGUGGGCAGAGUCACAAGGCGCAAAAGAGGAAACGCUACCUAUUCAACUUGAGGCUUACAUGGCCUUGAUCGACCAGAAUGUGCGUAAUGCCUGGUUAUACUUUCUCUAUCUACGGAAGGAGAAUUUUGAAGCCGUUGCGAGGAGACUCUAUGUGGAGACUGCUUCUAGCAACACUAUGGUGCAAAUAAGCCUGGCACACCAACUGAGGUCGGCGGCCCAAGAGCAGCUACUGCGCACAAGAACCCACAUUGACGAGGAGGAAAUAUACGAAGCAGCAGACGCAGCUUUCAAGGCGUUGGCUACUGCGCUUGGUGACGAUUCCUUCUUCAGCAAAACAGAGUCGCCAAAUAUCUUCGAUGUGACGCUGUUCUCGUAUACACAUCUAUUGCUAAGUUUUGGACGGUCAUCGCAGCAGAACUCUUUGUCUUGGCAGGACUCAACAUUACUGGACCUUCUGUCGCGACAUGAAAAGUUACUCCACCAUCGAAAGCGUGUUCUGCACUUCUGCAAUGGAGAUGACAUGACUCAGUCGACUCCUUGA